GGCGGCGGUGGCGGCGCUGCGGUCCCCUCCCGCUUUCUGUCUUUACUUUUUUCUACACCGCCCCCCGCUCCCACCGCCUCCCGCCCUCGGUGGCCACUCCGGGGGAUGAGCGGGAGCAGCCACCCGCACUGAGAAGCAGGAGGUCGCGCCGCGCCCCGCUCCGCUCUGUCAGUGGGGGAACGCCAGGGACGGGAGCGCGGGCAGCGGCUCCGAGCCCGCCAUGCCCUGUCGGCCCCGCGGGGCGCCCGCCGCUCUCCCGGCGCUGCUGUUGGUGCUGCUGCUGCUGGGCGGCGGCGCCGCCUCCGCCCGCUGCCCCGCACCCUGCCGCUGCGCCGGGCACCUCGUCGCAUGCAGCCGCCUGGAGCUGAGCCGGCUGCCCGAGCGGCUGCCCCGGGGGGCGGUGCAGCUGGACUUAAGUCACAACAAAUUAUCUUCAAUCAAGACCAGUCUCUUGGAUCACCUUCAUAGUCUUCAGGAAGUGAAGCUGAACUACAAUGAACUGGAGAUCAUUCCAGAUCUGGGACAAGUCUCUGCGAAUAUAACUCUUCUGUCUUUGACCAGUAACAAGAUUGCCAAUGUUUUGUCUGAACAUCUGAAGCCAUUUCAGAGUCUAGAAACUUUGGACUUGAGCAACAACAACAUAUCAGAACUAAAAAUGUCAUCAUUUCCAUCAUUACAGCUCAAGUAUCUGUAUCUUAACAAUAAUCGAAUAACCUCCAUGGAGCCUGGUACCUUUGAUAACUUGUCUACCACACUUCAAGUAUUGAAACUGAACAGGAACAAAAUUUCAGCAAUCCCUCAAAAGAUGUUUAAACUCUCCCAUCUGCAGCACCUGGAGCUGAAUCGCAACAAAAUUAAAAAAAUAGAUGGGCUUACUUUCCAAGGACUUCCAGCUUUGAAAUCAUUAAAGCUGCAGAGAAAUGGAGUUACGAGGCUCAUGGAUGGUGCUUUCUGGGGAUUGACCAACAUAGAAGUCUUGCAGCUGGACCAUAACAACUUAACAGAGGUAACCAAAGGCUGGCUUUAUGGCUUGCUGAUGCUGCAGCAACUCCAUCUCAGUCAAAAUGCCAUCAGCAGGAUCAGUCCUGAUGCCUGGGAAUUUUGCCAAAAACUCAGUGAACUAGAUUUGACAUUCAAUCAAUUAGCAAGGUUAGAUGAUUCAAGCUUCAUUGGUUUAAGUGUGCUGGUUGGACUAUACAUUGGAAACAACAAAGUAAAUUACAUUGCUGAUUGUGCCUUCAGGGGACUUUCCAGUCUACAGAUUUUGGAUCUGAAAAACAAUGAAAUAUCCUGGACUAUUGAAGAUAUGAACGGUGCUUUCUCUGGCCUGGAUAAACUUCGGAAGCUGAUGCUCCAAGGAAACAGGAUUAGAUCCAUUACAAAGAAAGCAUUUUCUGGUUUGGAUGCACUUGAACACUUAGAUCUAAGUAACAAUGCAAUUAUGUCAGUUCAAGGAAAUGCAUUUUCACAAAUGAAGAAACUCAAAGAAUUGCACUUCAACACAUCAAGUCUCUUGUGUGACUGCCAGUUAAAAUGGCUACCACAGUGGAUGUCAGAGAACAGCUUCCAGAGCUUUGUAAAUGCCAGUUGUGCCCAUCCUCAGCUGCUAAAAGGGAGAAGUAUUUUUGCUGUCAGCCUGGAUGGGUUUGUCUGUGAUGAUUUUCCUAAACCACAGAUCACCGUACAGCCAGAAACCCAGUCAGCAAUCAAAGGCUCCAAUUUGAGUUUUGUGUGUUCAGCAGCCAGCAGCAGUGAUUCCCCAAUGACUUUUGCAUGGAAGAAAGACAAUGAAUUACUGCAAGAUGCUGAAAUGGAGAAUUAUGCACACCUCCGGGCACAGGGUGGUGAAGUGAUGGAGUACACUACCAUCCUUCGACUGCGCAAUGUUGAGUUCAGUAACGAAGGGAAAUACCAGUGUGUUAUUUCAAAUCACUUUGGUUCAUCUUACUCUGUCAAAGCCAAACUUACAGUAAACAUGCUACCUUCAUUUACAAAGAUCCCCAUGGACUUAACCAUUCGAGCUGGAGCAAUGGCACGUUUGGAAUGUGCUGCAGUUGGGCAUCCUGUCCCACAGAUUGCUUGGCAGAAAGAUGGUGGAACAGAUUUUCCUGCAGCGCGCAAGAGGCGCAUGCAUGUCAUGCCUGAAGAUGAUGUAUUCUUUAUUGUUGAUGUAAAGAUUGAGGACACAGGUGUUUAUAGCUGUACAGCUCAAAACACUGCUGGAAGCAUUUCAGCUAACGCAACAUUAACAGUACUAGAAACACCAUCAUUUUUGCGACCUUUGAUGGAUCGAACUGUAACAAAAGGGGAAACUGCAGUCUUGCAGUGUAUUGCUGGUGGUAGUCCUCCACCCCGACUGAACUGGACUAAGGAUGACAGCCCUCUCGUGGUAACAGAAAGACAUUUCUUUGCUGCAGGCAAUCAGUUACUAAUUAUUGUGGAUACAGAUGUAGAAGAUGCUGGAAAAUACACCUGUGAAAUGUCUAAUACACUUGGGACAGAACGCGGCAACAUCCGUCUUAAUGUAAUUCCUACUCCCACUUGUGAUUCUCCUCAAAAUGUUGCCCCAUCACUUGAUGAUGAUGGAUGGGCCACAGUUGGCAUUGUGAUCAUAGCUGUGGUUUGCUGUGUGGUGGGCACUUCCUUGGUGUGGGUAAUCAUCAUCUACCACACAAGAAGGAGGAAUGAAGAUUGCAGCAUCACAAAUACAGAUGAAACAAAUUUGCCUGCUGACAUUCCCAGUUACCUGUCAUCCCAGGGGACACUAGCUGAAAGGCAGGAUGGAUAUGGCUCAUCUGAAAAUGGCAGUCAUCAUCAGUUCCUCACUUCUUCUGUGGGAGGGUAUUUCUUACAGCAGAGAGACGGUAAUGGCAUUUGCCAUCUAGAUAACAGCAGUGAAACAGACUUGGAGGGUGCUGCAGAUCCAUUCCUAUGCCACUAUCUGGGGACUUCAGGGACUUUGUAUUUAAAAGGAAACACAUAUAGUUCUGAUGCAUUUGAAGCAUACAAUGCAAGUUGCAGCCCUGACCAAAGAACAGCAUGCUUGGAUCCUUUUGAGUCUGGAUAUUUAAGGAAAAAGGAAUGCUAUCAAUACUUGCCUCCACUAGAUGAUCCCUUUGACCAGUGUGUUGGCAUUAUCGGGAUGCAGGCUACAAGUAGCAGAUUGAUUAAUUCUAUUUAUACUCAAAAUGAAGGAACUGGACUAAAAAGCAAAAGUCUGAAUUUGGACACAUUUGAUUUAAACAGAAGUUUGGAACCCUCAUCUGUUAUGAGUAACAGCACUUUCAUGGGAACAUUUGGAAAACCUUUAUGGAGGCCUCAGCUGGACACUCUUUCAAGUUGUAGGCAGCCAGUAAAUUGCCAGCCGAAAACCUCCCGUAAUAAUCAUCAUGCCUCACUGGACUUUGAUGCAGAGGCAGAUGAAGAGGGAAAGGAAAGGACAGAUUCUAGAGGAGAAAAUAGCUUUUAUACUUGCAAACAGUCAUUUGAAAACUUUAGGACUUCUGCUUUCCAAUCCUGUGAUUUGGAUACAUAGUUCUUUUUGGACUUGCUAUUGAUUUCUGGAACCAAAGAAAUACUUUGAUAUACUACUACCUCAGUAUGAAACUUUAUUUAAAAAGGGACUAAGGAAAAGAAGAAGGAAAGAAAGAAACCACAUGAUGCUAUGAAUUCUGAAGAAAAAAUGUAUUUUUAUUCCAAUAAAGCAUAAUUGCCAAAGUGCUCUUC
Molecule: messenger RNA, 3726 nt
Organism: Corapipo altera (White-ruffed manakin)
Lineage: Eukaryota; Metazoa; Chordata; Aves; Passeriformes; Pipridae
Gene: LRIG3
Product: leucine rich repeats and immunoglobulin like domains 3
Exons: 19
Coding region: 221-3535 (1104 amino acids)
Molecular function (GO): protein binding
Source: RefSeq, a predicted model, not a curated record